Schistosoma turkestanicum is the source of this 2728-nucleotide messenger RNA. The record is from the annotation of a GenBank genome assembly. Lineage: Eukaryota; Metazoa; Platyhelminthes; Trematoda; Strigeidida; Schistosomatidae.
CAACAUGGUCCAAAAUCGUUUGCAGUGGAUCGGGUGCAUCCACUCUUUGUGCUCUCUCAAAUUCUCUUCUUCUGAAUUCCUCACCACCUCUAUCGUUCUCUUUCUAAAGUUAUCUCACUGAAUUAUUAUUAUCUUCAAAUCCUAAUCUUCUCCAUUAGCAGUAAUCCUUUUACUAUCCCUACCACUACGGGAUUUGAAUUGACAAUUGCGUCUCUGUGCUAAUGUGGUAUGGCAACAUGAACUGAUGUACUUACGCGCGAAGUUGUACGCUGUAACUAACUGAUUGACUAACUGAUUUCUUUAGUGUAAACAGCAGUCACCUAUAAUACCGGUCAUUAUUAUUUUCUAUGCUAUCAUUUGUAAGAACAUAGAACUGCAUGACUAUUACCGUAAUUUCCUCUUUGUUUGUUUUGAGGGAUGCUUUGGUAAUCUUAGAUCCAUCAGAUUUCCAUCCUAUAUGUGCUUUCCGUAUCUCUUCAAAAGGCGUCAACGCAAGUCCUUGUGUGUGCGAGGCAUUUCCUUUCUGAUCAGAACACAACAGAAACUAGUCUUUUGAGUUCAGCUUAUGUUCAGUGGGUUUCACUUAUUUCAAGUGGAUUCAGGCCUUAUCUCCUCAUGUCCGUUUCUAUCUGGAUAACCCUUCCGGUUUUCCACGUCUUCUGGACGUUGAAAUUAUUGUAUCAGUUGUUACUCUAGUUGUUAAGAAUAUUGGCUUCGCAACUCCUGAAAAAUUUUGGCUUUCGCCAUAAGCUAUCACAACUAUUCUUUUCGGAGGUGUUACAACAUUCAGUGCUGAGCUUAUAUAGUUUAGAUGAUUUCUCUCUAAUCGGCGUUUUUUAGAAAGAUUGUUUUCUGUAGGCUGUUAAUCCAAUGCCCAACGCUCCGUUUUCCGGACUUGGAAUCGACAAUAACCCUAGAGUACUUUAUUUUGACUUACCUAAGUUUCGAGCUAUUUACUAAUCAAAUACUCAGUGCCUAACAGGAUCCUACUGGAUGGCCUGAAAGAGAUCUCAACCCAUAAGCAUGUUUCACGAUGUUACAAAGAUACAUCUCUCCAAGCAAUGGGCGUAUCAUUUAGCUGCAUUACCAAUUUAGUGUCAUUAAUAUGUGCGUACUCGAUCGCAUUAAAGACGUUCUCUCAGGGAACGAUGAUGUACAAAACCUGCCAGAUUAGGUUGCAAAAACUUAAACCAUGUGCUCUCUUCGUUCGCGAAAGUCGUAAAGAUUCGGAUUAUAAUAUAUUUUAACAGUGAUAUGUUUUGAUUCAGUCUUAGAUGGAUUGGUUAUGAAGUUUAUAAGUUUGUUAUAAACAGGGAAUUUUUGUGAUUAGUCCACAUUUUAGAUUACACCUAUUACCACUACAUCUGCGAUAAUAUAUAACUACUCCAAAUUUUCACGCCUAAAAGUAUCUUAAGUUGAAAACAACAGUACUUCUGCUCGUCUUCAAUUCCUAAUCCUCGUCUCGCUUAUGUUAUUCUCCACUGCUCUCGAUCGUUUCGCAACGUCGUAACCGGUUCUAAUUUCAUGUUUUCGCUAAUCCUUAUUUUGCUUCUCCGGAACGAAUCUCCACAUAUGAAUGGAUCCGAAUACUAUUGUCGAUAUUCACUGGGUUUGAACAGUUUUUGAUAUUAUUGUGUCAAGUGCCACUGAUUUUACUACAGCAUAAAUAUCCAAGCUUCUACCAAAGUAAACACGUCAGUUGUCAUUUCUUUGCGCUAAUUCAUGAGUUUACAUCUGUCUGGACGUCUGUAUUAGAAAACUCUUUAGCUUAUUGCAAUGGCGAUUCUUGGAACUUUAUCUAGGUACAUUGUGUCGGUGUCUUAUGUACUGAUGUUGUUUGCUUCUGUAAUACUUGCUGCUAUUGGGGGGAGCAUACUUGUAAUUGCUGUGCGUUACAAACACGUUGUGACUGUAACAAACCUGAAAUUUCCUGGUUAUAUAGUACUUAGCACAAGUUUACUACUCCUGUGUGUUGGAAUAAUUGGCGCCAUAGCUUGCAUAAAACGCAGUCGCUGCUUACUUGUAUUCUUGUAUUCAUUAAUGCUCACCAUCUUACUAUGUGAACUGGCUGCCAUUAUCGUUUCUAUAUUUUACUGGCCAAAAGUGAGAAAACAAAUAAGUGAUGCACUUCAUGAAGAUCUGAACUUGUAUAGUAAAGUUGCUGAAGUUCAACAAAUUGUCGAUCUUAUUCAGUCAAAAUUCGAGUGUUGCGGCGUGGAGAAUAAGUCAGAUUGGGAAUCUAUUAAGCUUAACACGAACAGUAGUUAUCCGCAAAGUUGUUGUAAAAAUCUUCAGUUAACAAACUCGUCUGAGGAUAAAGAGUGCAGUUAUCAUCAAUAUGGCUGCCUCGAUGUCUUAGAACUUGAAGUUCAAAGGUAUUUGGGCUAUAUCAUUGGAUCUUCAUGUACCUUUUUCUUGUUACAGUUUAUCGGUUUGUAUAGCAUGUGUGUCGUAAUUUGUCGAUCACAGUCGAUCCAUCAUUGGCAUAAUGAAGGUUAUAUUAACAUAUAAUCUAUGGUGAACUUUGCGCACCGAAGUGAUUCCUAUUUCUACAAAAGAAGUAUAAUGGAUUCGUAAUGUGCCCCUUACCUAAACUAAAUAGCUGAUUUCUCUACUCACAGAUCCCUGUUUCAUUUUAUUGACAGAGCAUUCAGGAAUACCAUUGUAAUUUUAUUCUUCUUAUUGUUUUUACUCCUCAAUCGAUGCCACCAAUAAAUACAUUGUUAUU